This is a messenger RNA of Apis florea (little honeybee), 622 nucleotides long. Its product is annotated as U6 snRNA phosphodiesterase 1. The record is from RefSeq and is a predicted model, not a curated record. Gene Ontology annotation, biological process: U6 snRNA 3'-end processing. Gene Ontology annotation, cellular component: nucleus. Gene Ontology annotation, molecular function: 3'-5'-RNA exonuclease activity. Lineage: Eukaryota; Metazoa; Arthropoda; Insecta; Hymenoptera; Apidae.
AAAAAAUUGAAAAUAUAACCUUAAAUUAUGACAAAAAUUAUUUAAUUCAAUAUAAAUAUUAUAUAUUAUGUCAGGUUUAGAUUUGUUAAGUACAUAUAUGUCUGAUUCUGAAGAUGAUGAAAUUAAUGAUAAGAAUAAAUCUAAUGAAAAUUUUAAACGAUUACCUUUACCUGGAAGUAUUAUAUCAUGGAAAGGUGUUCCUCAUCAUGAAGAAGUAUAUGAUGAUCCAUUGCAACAUGAUGGAAGAGUAAGAAGCUUUAAACAUGAACGUGAUGAACCUAGUGAAGCUAUAUUUUCAUGGAUAUCUUCAGUUUUAGAAGAAAUAAAUAUUAAAUGUAACAUAUUUUCUGAACAGUUUCAUAUUAGUCUAACAAAAACUUUAAUUUUAAAAUUUCAUUGGAUUGAAUCUUUCAUAAAAGAAACUAAGAAAUUAUGUGAGCAGACAGAUCAAUUUGAUUUGAAGCUUUUAAAUGUAAAAGCAUAUAUUAAUGAAGAAAAUACUCGUACAUUUCUUGGAAUAGAAUGUGUUGAUUGUAAUGGAGUUCUUGCUCGUUUUGUAGAAAAUAUUAACAAGUUUCUUGCUGAGUAUGAUUUACCAUCUUUUUAUGAAGUAAGUAAUAUA